Molecule: messenger RNA, 1102 nt
Organism: Hippopotamus amphibius kiboko
Lineage: Eukaryota; Metazoa; Chordata; Mammalia; Artiodactyla; Hippopotamidae
Gene: CCDC28B
Product: coiled-coil domain containing 28B
Exons: 5
Coding region: 109-639 (176 amino acids)
Source: RefSeq, a predicted model, not a curated record
CCACCCAUUCGGUUCCCUAGUUGGAGAGUGCUGAGGGCGGAGGGAACCCGCAAGGAAGCAUCACUCCAGACCCCAAUCCUCCAGGGCCUGAGGCCUAGCCAGCAUCCAAUGGAGGACAAGAAGAAGAAAAGGAGUCCUAAGCCCUGCCUGACCCAGCCAGCCCAGCCCCCAGGCACACUACGCAGGGUCCCAGUGCCCACCAGCCACAGCGGCUCCUUGGCCCUGGGACUCCCUCAUCUGCCAUCCCCCAAGCAGCGGGCCAAGUUCAAGAGGGUAGGCAAGGAGAAGUGCCGCCCAGUGCUGGCCGGAGGUGGGGGCGGCUCUGCAGGCACCCCCCUGCAGCACUCAUUCCUGACCGAGGUGACUGAUGUCUAUGAGAUGGAGGGGGGCCUCCUGAACCUGCUCAAUGACUUCCACUCUGGCCGGCUGCAGGCCUUCGGGAAGGAAUGCUCCUUUGAGCAGUUGGAACACGUGCGGGAGAUGCAGGAGAAGCUGGCACGGCUGCACUUCAGCCUGGAUGUGUGUGGAGAGGAGGAGGAGGAGGAGGAGGAAGAGGACGGGGUCACUCAGGGGCUGCCUGAGGAGCAGAAGAAGACGAUGGCUGACCGCAACCUGGACCAGCUGCUUAGCAAUCACUGAACAAUUAUUUUUGCUGCCUUAGAUUAUCUCCGCAUCUAGUCCUAUCAUCAGUAGCGCGGGUGCACGCACCUGCAUGAUCUAAACCGAAAGCGAAGGGGGUAAGGCAUCUAGCAAGAAGGGCCAGCGAGGACUGCAACCCCAGACCACGGACCACCCCCAGAGUCCCUGGCCCCCGCCCCUUUGCGCAGUUGGGGAAACUAAGCCUGUGCAGGUUGGGGAAAUAGGGCUGGAAGGACCCGGAUACAGAGCAUCACAGUCCUUGACCCGCACAGACAGAAGCUGCACCUGGCUGAGAACGCCGAGCCUGAGGAGCCGUCAGCUGUGUAGGUGUCGGACCCAGGCCCAGACUGCUCCUUCUCGUUCCCUUCAAACUGUGACUUUUUACGGACUCGAUUGGGUGUUCCGCGGCCCCCCCAGGUGCUAUGGGGGUGGGGGGCACUGGAUGGAAUUAAACCAGAAAGAA